AUGGAAAGUUUGAGAGAUACAAUAAAAGAAGGAAACAAAGAAUUCCUGCACAGUCAUGUAAAAACACCAAUCUUCCUUCAUCAUUAUCUUCGUGAUGGAUUAAAAAUUGAAUCUCUUACUAAGAAAGCUCCACAAAUUUAUUGGAAAAAACUAACUGAAAUAUUCGAUAAUCAGAGGACUAUAGUCCUCCUCAAAGCUUGCUACGAGUGGCUGCACCUUGAAGACUUCAAAACUCAAUAUCGUGAGCGUGAUUUCAAAAGGUACUCAGAACUCAUAUCUUGCCAACUUGUGGCUAAACAAAAUAAUGAACUAUUGAUGAAAAAUCGUAGAUUAUGUCUAACUAGGUCUGUACCAUUACUUGAAGCAAAUGCAAUAUCAAGACAAAAACGUAGACAUGGACAUACACGUGGAUGUGAACAUGGAUUUGGACGUAGACGUGAACUUGCACAUGAAAUAAGUUAUGGACAAAAUAAUGAAUAA
Molecule: messenger RNA, 480 nt
Organism: Olea europaea var. sylvestris
Lineage: Eukaryota; Viridiplantae; Streptophyta; Magnoliopsida; Lamiales; Oleaceae
Exons: 3
Coding region: 1-480 (159 amino acids)
Source: RefSeq, a predicted model, not a curated record